GUCCAAACAAAAAACUGAUUAUUGAAUCCCAAGUAAAAAUAAAACAGAAACAGUUUGAUUCCGUUGUUUUACCUAACGGUGGUGUAACGCGUGAUUAUUUAACUCGGCCCUCGCAGGAAAAGUGUAGUUUUCUCCAUGACUAUGGUGGAAUUUGGCUUUUCAGUGUGAUAUGCUGACAAAAACUGACUUUAAAUUUGCGAAAUUAUAUCGAUGCUUCUGUAUGGGUUUAUCUGAUUUAACAUAUUAAGUUAUUGUUUUUGUUAUUGUUAUUUUUAAUGAUAUUUAGACCAGUUAUAAGCAGAACUAGUUAAAUAAUGUCUACUUGUUCGACGCUGAAUAAAGAGCAAUGGGUUUUGCUUUUUUUUGUAUCAUAUUUCGUCACGCCAUCUUCUGGCGAUGCCAUCGCAUCACCCGAAGAUUGGGUGCCCGAUUCUUACAACAUAAAUCGGGAAGACACCACGUUUGUUUCGGCGUUUUUGAAUGUCACGUUUAAGACCGAUCAUGGAUGGAAGUGGGACCAGACAGAAGUGGGCAGAUAUGGCGGCACUUUUAUUGGGGAGCCAUUUGGUCUUCUUAUUCACGUGACGUCAAAACAUCGACCUGACGACCAUUCCGGUUGCAUUUACCCUUUUAACAGUUCUCGAUCGGAUGGAAAACUUCCGCCGCCAGGGACCCCUUGGAUAGCGUUAGUAAAACGAGGUCACUGUAACUUUGACGUAAAAGUUGACAACGCCUUCAGAAGUAAGGCCUCUGGAGUGUUAGUAUACAACGAUCGCGAUUCAUCGGCCUUGGACAAGAUGAGAUUAUUUGAUGAUAAUAAACGGAACAUAAGUGCGGUAUUUAUAUACAAAUGGAAGGGAGAAGAAUUGGCUAAGUUAUCAGAAAACGAUUCAAAUGUCUACGUUCAAAUAACUAUUGCUGGACAUUCGCCGUCUAAGUCUGUUAGUAUUAAUAGGACUUCAGUACUGUUUGUCUCCAUUACCUUUAUAGUUCUUAUGAUAAUAUCCUUGACUUGGCUGGUAUUCUACUACGUGCAGAGGUUCAGGUACAUAAGAACAAAAGUCAAGCUUUCCAGGAGACUGGGAAACGCAGCAAAGAAAGCAUUAUCUAAAAUCCCAACGAGGAAUUUAAAGGCUGACGACAAGGAAAUUCAAGGAGAUGGUGAAUGUUGCGCAGUCUGUAUAGAGCCAUAUAAAAUCAAUGACACUAUAAGAAUAUUGCCUUGUGAGCAUGAAUAUCACAAAAACUGCAUAGACCCGUGGCUACUGGAGCACCGCACCUGUCCGAUGUGCAAGAUGGAUAUCCUGAAGCACUACGGCUUCGUGUUUACGGGUAGUCAAGAAAGUAUUCUACAAAUAGAAGCGUUAGAAGAUCGUAUUAUAGAAAAUUCAAACGUUAGUGAGCCCUUGAGUCUUAGGCAUGGGAGCAUAAGUCCUUUACCGGAAAUAAGGGCAAUUGUGAUCUCUAAUAAUCAGCAUCAAUCCGAGUUCGAUAGCUCGGUGACAGACGAUGAGAGUAGUCGAGCAUCAUCUCCAAACGAAAUGACUCCCAGUCUAUCGACUAAAAACAGCGCCACCCAAGUGUCACCAUCGCAACGCAAAGAUCUUUGCGUCACAUGUGGGGCACCCAGAGAAACUAACUCAUCUUCUCAGUCUUCUUCCGGUCGACCAUUUAACCAGCAAGAUGAAGAUUAGGGAGGCAUGGCAGCAAAAGGCGUAAGCCAUAGUCUUGGAGUUUUUGCGGUAAUAUUGAUCUGACCACUCAACAUAGUAAUGACCAUAUUGUGAUUCUUUUGUUGGGAUUUUUUCCGUUUGUGUUCUUUAUUUUAUUAAGACAAAAGUGUUAUAUUUCUAAGUUAAAAAGGUUUCACAGUGCGCGUAACCACAGCAAAACCAAACAGUUGUGUGUUGAAGUUUGUCGAUUUCUUAAAAAGAUGUAUAGUAGGUAACUGUAAAAAUACCAGGUAUAAGAAUGUUGCUUCGAAAUGUUUUUUUUUUGCUAUCACACAUAUCUAGUUUGAGUCAAUCAUAAUAACUCUAAAUUUGUUUGGUACGUUAAUUUAUUGAGUCGGACAGUUUUUUGUAGGCCAGGCAUUAAAAGUAAUGGCCGAAUAAAUGUACGGAGUGUCUCUGCUUUGGUGAAUAAAAAUGUAUCAAAAAAUGCGUUACAAAGGCUUGCUUUCGCUACUACCAAACAUAAACUGAUGAUAUUUUUUUUAAAUAAUAGUUUUUAUAUUAAUCUAAAUUAAACCUGUUUAGAUUUUUCAAGAUUUAAUAACUACGGAUGGGUUAAGCGGAAUAAACAUUGGCUCAAUUCUAUAAUUAUUUUCUGUUAAGAUAACACAACCACUUAUGGGUAAAAUCUUUUAUGUUUGGUAAAGACCAAAUUUAAGAUAAUUAAUAAUUACCUUUUCUAAUCUCUAAUUAGAAAAAAACACAAUAUGUGUUGUGGUGUGCCCAGUUUAAAAAAAAAUAUUUGUUGAGAUUUUAAAUAGAACUUUAUUUAAUUCAUGUAAUGUGACACAAAUAAUUAUGGACGUUCACAAAAAAUUGAUCCCCUCGAAAAACUUGUUAUUUUAUUGUUAUCAAUUGGUAGGUUUAUCAGUUAGUUGGAAUAUAUACUGAAAGUAGCCGGUAUAGGACCGGGAAAAAAAAAACAUUUUUUUUGUAUAUUACCGACGCCUCGACAAUAUUUUUUUUUGAAGACUAAAAUGUAUUAAUAUUACAUAAAAUUUAUAACUUGAAAAAUGCAUUAACAAGUAAAUAUUGCCUUUGACAACAUACACUUACAGGCAAGCAAAACACUUUUUUAAGGUUAUUAUAUUAAAGUAUUAAAAAAAACUCGAAGAAACUAAAACUCACUCAUCUAAUUUGAAUUAAAAGCUCUUACGUUCACUUGUGUAGUAUAAUAAAACAUGAGAAAUAAACAAUAAAAUGACUCCAUGGCACGUAUAAAACAUGAAUAGCUACAAUUAAGAGCCAUAAAAAAACAAAUAGAUAAAUAAAACUUGUAUGUACAAUGGUAAAAAACUUACUAUUUACUCUGCUACGACGUAGCAACAAAGCACAGUUAGAACACACUAUAUUAUACUGUAUUUUAAAUAAGUAGAGAGUAAUAAAAUUUAGAUUUUCGAGAGUUGUAACUAGUUAAUGAAUAAAGCGAGAAAAAAAAGAAGGGUUCGAACCCUAUAAGAAGGUUACAGGUAAGGGAGGGUUGGGGAAUGGUGCGCAGUUAAGCAAAAAUUGUAUUUGUGGCGAGCCUGUAACAUAUAAAUUAGUUUUAAAAAUAGUAUGAGAUGUAUUACUUAUUAUUGUACAUAUAUGUAAAAUGUAAAAUUAAACAAAAAUAAAAAACAAUAAUUACCCGUCCCGACGGGCAAUGAUGCGCUAGGGUUAGGUACUCGUGCGCAGGAAAUAUCUGUUUUAAAAAAUUAUUUAUUUUUAAAUAUUAACAUUUAAAGUAGUUAAUUUUUUAGUAGUAAUAUUUAAACAGCAGUAUAAAGCCUUAAUUUAAACAGUAGUCGCAGAUGUAAUUUUCUGGAGUAUCAGCAGACGUGCAGGCUGCGUGGUUCCAAGAAGCACACAUAACACAGCGGUACCGUAGUUCUCGAUUUUUGCCAACUUCUCCACAAAUACAACAUAUCUCGUUGGGUUUUGAGAGAGUUUUUGGAGAAGGCGGCAUGAAGUUAAAUUUAUCAAUAUCGUCUAACUCAUCAUCGUCGCAUAUCUCAGACAAUUCAUUUUCCAAUGAAUCAUCGGAUGUCUCAGGUGUGGCCUCUCUCUUUCUUUUUUGUUUUCCUUUAAGUGUUUUUGUAUCUUGUGUUUCUUCUUCAAAACAUUUUCUUAUAGUUUUCUUUCGGAGUGAUUUUCCUUUUUUUUAAGUUUUCUUCUCUUACUCUCUUCUUUUCGUCACCGAUUUCUAGUUCUUAAUUCCUAACCGGAGUGUUUCUAAGGAUUUUUGAAGUGAUAGAAGUUGAUGAUAGAAAGGAAAGAGUUCUCUUUCGAUGUACCUGGCUGAGGAUUGUUAUAGUCAAUUAAAGGUGUUUGUCUAGCCUCUGGCAAAGAAUCCUUUUCUUCUGAUUCAGAACUAUUUGGCAAUGAAACAUUAGCUUCUGGUCUGGAUAAGGGUGGGUGAUUUUCGUCGCUGCUAACAACAGUGCAAUUUGUGUUUUGCCUAGAAGGGGUAAAAUCAUCCUCACUAAAUCUGUCUGGAUUUAGUGGAUAAAUUCCUGAAGUGCGGAACUCUGAGACAGACUCCUCCAUGGUGGCGACUUUCAUGAAUGCUCUGUUUAAUAUAUCAGAUACGUCAUAUUGUUAUUUUUUUUAUGUCCAGAAAUAGAUAAAUGAAGAUCGUAUUCUCUAUAGAGAGCAUUUUUAAGUGGACUAAGAAAAGUUAAAUCCAAUGGCUGAAGACGAUCUGAGAUAUGGGGAGGAAGAGAAACCAUAUUAAUUUUAUUUCCUUUACAAAAAUUAUAAGCCGAAAUCAAAAUAUGGCUUGAAUGGUUGUCUAAAACCAAUAGGACAGGGUCAGAUGCAGUAGGCUUUGCAUUUUUUGCAAAAUGAGACAACCACUCAACAAAUAGCUCAGAGUUAAUCCAACCGUUCUUUGAACAUUUGUACAAGGCACCUAAGAGUCCCAUUUUUUUGCAGAGUUGUUGACAUUCUUACUCGGGGAUAUAUGAGCAUGGGGGGGGAUGUAAUUCCCUGCAGCGCUCAUACAAAAAAUUCCAGUUAUUGUUCCCCUUUCAGCAGAUAUAGCAGAGCCCACUUUUACUCCUCUGGCACCAUAAACUUUCGGACAUUUAGCUUGAACCGUUGUAAUGCCUGUUUCGUCCAUGUUAAAUAUUCUGCUUGGUUGAAAUUUAAACUUUUGCAUAAGAAUCUUAAGAUUAGAAUAAAAUAGCUGUACAGAUUCUUUAUUAAAAGAUAAAAUCCGAUUUAAACUCGUGCCCUCAGGCUGUCGCAGUUUUAUCUCGGGAAAUCUUUUUAGAAAUCCAUAAAGACAUCCUUUGUUAGCUAGUCCCUUUUCCCGAUUAAAGUUGUGAAUAAUAUUAUUUUGUUCUGCAUACCUAAAUGCAAGCCUUCUUAGACCAUCAGGUGUCUACCCAAAAAACAAUUUUGAAAGCAGCAGAACAUAAUCUUUUAAUUCACACUCUAUUUCUUUAGAGAAUACAGUUUUACGGCCCAAUCGAGGUAGUUUAAGAUCAUCUUCCAACAACUUUUUUCUAAGGGUAGAUUCUGCUAUUUUAAAGGAUCUUCCUACUUCCCUAAUUUUUCUUCCGUCGGUCCUUAUAGCAUCUAGGGCUUUUUGCAGGGUUUCCGUCGUAUAAGAAAGGAUAUCAGUCUUUCGUGUGUAAUUUCUAGGCAUCUGAAAACAUUAAAUAGUACUAUUACUUCUUAGCAUUUAAUUACGUGAAGGGGAAUCGUGCACUUACACUGCGCACAAUUAUCCACCGCGCACCAUUACCCAACUCCCCCUUACACAUUGUACCCAUAUUAUUAUGUUAUACUUAGUAUAUAAAUAUAUACUAUAGUAUAGGCAACUUUUAUAAUGCCAUUUUCAAUAUUUUCUUAUCUUUAAAAAAGAUAUAUAAAAAUUAAAAAAGACGUUUUUUUUUUCAUCUGUCCUAUAUCUGCUAUUACCGCUAAAUGAAUCUUAUAAAAAGUACUUAAUAAGUUUUUAAUCUGUAUUAUUAUUGUUUGUAUAUUUUUAUAUUACCCGAUGUAGAAAAGAGUGUUACUUAAUGGUAAUGUCAUAAUUUUAAUGAGGUAUUUCUGGACAGAUUUUAAGACAAAUACUUUAUCAAAAAUAUGAUUUUGUUUCAUCAAUCAUAAUUAAAAUAUCCCUUUCUUCGUAAAACUUACCUUUUGAAAUAAAUUCUUUAAGGGUCGCUCUUUAAUGCUUUUAUUCAGACGCAGUUUAUGGAAAUAAAUUAUUUCUUAAUAUUUUCUCCAAAACGGUUAAUUGUUAACUUACGAUUAAUCUGAUGAGUUUGAAUUAGGCGAUUUUUCUACCGAAAUUUAGCCUAUAACUAACUGUUCAGGGGAUCAUCAAGGGCGCUUCGCCAAGUGUGUAGGAAGGUUUAUUUGUCAGAACUAAAAUCAAUGUGGUACUACUAGGAAAUUUGUUCAAGAUGUAACAUAAGUUUCAAUUGUUACAUAAUGUUCAUCCAUCACAAUUAUUAACACAUUAGAAUGC
Messenger RNA from Anthonomus grandis grandis, 6198 nucleotides. It is a transcript of the gene gol, whose product is annotated as E3 ubiquitin-protein ligase goliath. The record is from RefSeq and is a predicted model, not a curated record. Lineage: Eukaryota; Metazoa; Arthropoda; Insecta; Coleoptera; Curculionidae. The transcript is spliced from 11 exons. Bases 315 to 1694 code for a protein of 459 amino acids.